This is a messenger RNA of Postia placenta MAD-698-R-SB12, 846 nucleotides long. RefSeq lists its product as hypothetical. The coding region runs from base 1 to 846 and encodes 281 amino acids. NCBI's taxonomy places the organism in Eukaryota, Fungi, Basidiomycota, Agaricomycetes, Polyporales, Adustoporiaceae. The transcript is spliced from 3 exons. The record is from RefSeq and is a predicted model, not a curated record.
AUGCCACUCCAAGAUUUCUAUUACAGCGCGCAGACCCCUGUAUCCAACGAAAACACCGUCGCAUACGGUAUGGAGCUUGUGCAGUUUUCAAGUCUCGAUCCUCCUCCCCUUCCUUCAAGGCAUCUCGUCGGCAUCCAGCAAUCAGUCUUUGGGCAGGCUCUGCUACCCAUAGCCAUGCAUGAAGCAUGUUUGCCACUGGGACAUCAUCCUUUAUGGUUCGCCAACCCAAUUCAGUAUUUUCCACACCCAACGCAGAAGAUUGCAAUAAAUCAAGAAAAGACAUACUAUGACGCACAAAUUCUCAGUCAUAAUGGGCCAGAGAGCCACAUAAGCAUCCCACAGGAAGCUCCAGAGGUGGCUUCCAGUACUGAGAUACCCUUCGCCAUGGAUCCUUUCGCUCACGUCGAUCCAUGCAUUCUCGACCUGAUUGCCGCGGGGUCAGGAAUAAGAGAUCUCAGCGAGCUACCAUCGCGUUGCACACCCUCAGGGCAGGAAACCAGUAACACUCGACACAUCAACGAUGUCCGCAGAAGCGAAGGCACUACGAAGGCGCCGGAGAACAGCGCAGUUCCCAUUGCCGAAACAUCCGCCGCUUGCCCGUACAAGUUCAAGCGACAACGCUCAUCUACAAAGGCCGACAAGACGGCAUCGCGGCGUCCACGCGCACCCGCGGUCGUAGCGACCACUGCCGACGAUACGGCUAACGGGCCAAUCAAGUGCAAAGCCUGUGGAAAGAAAUUUGCACAAAGACAGAACCUAAAUAGACAUGUGCGGCUCGCGCACCUGGGCGGGUGCAAAUGGACUGCAUUAUAUGUGGUACCAGAAUAUCGAGACAUGACGCAUUGA